This is a messenger RNA of Camelina sativa (false flax), 1994 nucleotides long. NCBI's taxonomy places the organism in Eukaryota, Viridiplantae, Streptophyta, Magnoliopsida, Brassicales, Brassicaceae. The record is from RefSeq and is a predicted model, not a curated record.
UUUAACUUGUUAAAUUCCCCAAAAUAUUUCGUGUGUGAAACAAACUGAACAUAUUUUUUUUUGACGUUCGAUUUCGAUUUCGUUUCAACAAAUUUGAACAAGUGAAUUUGUGAUUGUGACCCUUCAAGCUUCUUUUCGCAGAUUUGGGAUCGACGAACGAAUCUUUUUUUUCUUUACUGACAAAAAGAUGAACUUCGUUUUCUAUUCUUGGGUUUUUAUGUUGAUGAUUCACUGAAGCGAUUGCAAUUUCGUAAGGCUUCGUUGUUCUGGUGUGAGGUGAGGGACUCAAAAAGAGAAAAUGGAGUUUAAGGAGAUUAGAUCCGUGAUUGAGAGAUCUAUGCGUUAUAAUGAACUGUUUCAACAACCUCUGCAUCAAGAAAAGAUGAGUGUUGUUAAGAGUUCUAUCCAAAACUCCGAUUCUGGUUUCAGAGUGGUUCCAACGAAGGAGCUCUGUCGAGUUUAUCUCCAGAAACCCAAUUUGUUGGCUUCUAAAGGUGUAAUUGAUGCACAAGCCAAGCCUCCUCACAGGAGAUUUGGUAGGCGUUAUGAUCAGCAAAACUUGAAGUCGACGAAGCUGAGACAUCAUCAUAUUCAUACAAGUGUUAAUGAUCCUCUGAAACCCAAAAUGGAGGAGAAGAAAGAUAAUUCUCAGAGAUAUUUUACUCCUCUUGGUUUCAGUAGUGCUUCUCAUUUGGGAUAUAGGAAGAAAGGAAAAGACUUUUUAGUUGAGAAGAGUUCCAAGGAAAUGAAUAAUAAACUUUGUGAUGGUACUUCUUCAUUUGGUCAGAAGAAGGAGAGAGUUGUGGGAGAAGUAAAAUCCAGUUUGAUGGUUAGUACAUCUAGGGACAAAGUUGCAGCAGAUGUGAAUUUCAGGGAUGCAUCUUCUUCAGAUUUCAUUAGCAAGGAUAAAAACGAUGAUUGUUCCAAUGCAUCUCCGGAAUGUCAGACGAACUCAGAAGAAGCUCAUCAACCUAGUCCUGUUUCUGUUCUAGAGCCAAUGUUUUACGAAGAUAUCUUAGACGACAGUGAAGAUCUCGAUUUUCAAAGUCUAGAGGAACAGCUUGAGACCCUGAAAUCUGAAUCUGCGAGUUAUUCAGAUGGGAGUGGGAUGGAAGUAUCGAGCGAUGAGGAGUCUAUGGUCGGUUCUGAAGUCAAAGAAAGCAAGGACGUUGAAAAAAUUGAGUUCUUGGAUACUCAACAAAGCAGGGACUCUUCGUACAUUGAUGAUAUCUUGGCUGAAGCUGUACAAGGGGACAAGAUUUGGGUUCCUGACAAACGGAAUUUAGCCAUCAGCCCCAAAAUCUUCGAGAAACUGGAGAAGAAGUAUUACACAGAGACAUAUUGGAAGAGUUCUGAAAGAAGGAUUUUGUUUGAUAGAGUCAAGUCAAGCCUGGUCGAGAUUCUAGAAUCGUUUUCAGCUACACCGACAUGGAAGAAACCCGUUUCUAGGAGGCUUGGCACUGCGCUAAGCACAUUUGCACUGAAACAAGAACUCUGGAAAGUGCUUGCUAAGCAAGAGAAGCGAGCCAAUAAGAAAUCAUUGGCCAAAGUGCCAGUCAUAGACAUUGAUGAGUGGUUAGAACUUGAAGCUGAUGAUGAGUCAGUGGUUUGUGAAUUAGAAAGUAUGAUAGUGGAUGAUUUGUUGGCUGAGGUUGUCAGCUUCAUGUAGGGUGUAGAGUGAUUCUUUUCAUUCUUUUUCAUUUCACAUUGCAUUCUCUGCAUUUUAUUUGAGAUAUAGAAAACAGAGUAGUAGUUGCAUUUGGCUUGCAUCAUCAAAGGGAGAUGUAUAGCAUUUGAGGGAGUUGUGUAUACAAAUAGUUUCUUUAUCAGGUCUAGGGUUGGCCUCUUAGCAAGUCUGUCACAUUGCUUCAAAAGCCUAUUGUGUGACUUGUACCCAUUUGUCAAAGUAUUUCAACAAGUUUUUUUGUGUGAAUGAAACAAGAAUUUGAUUGAAACAGUCUCAUUGAAAUAAAUUUCUUUGGAAUUUAGAUUUA